CAUCGCUCAACUUUCAUAUCCUGUAGUAUCUGUGGAUGAGGGCAUCCAUAUAUGAUGCCACUGAGCCAUACAAUCAGCUCAGUGAUUGAGAACUCUUAUCGACUUUUCAAAGAGCCGUUUUAGGCAACAAUGCACCUUCCUGCCGCCAAAGAGGAAAGGGGAACCACCGACGACAAUAGACAAUUACGGGGACGGUUUUAGGUCUAGCCAGACAUUGUCUCUCCAGGAGACGGAGACGGUUCACAAUUGCCAUGGCUGGGAAGAAAGCCGCUACCCGAGGGAAGGGAAAAGCCAAGACAUCUUCGGGUCGGAAUGCAGUCCCAGAAGUAUAUCAGCAGAUGCUUGCUGAAGCACUACCCACGCAAUCGGACAUCCCCGAGAGGCCAUUGAAAAAGCGAAGAACCGGUCUGCGGAAUGCUCCUUCCGUCGCUGUGGGGCCAGCCAAGUCGUCUGAUCUAGACGACGAGGACGAUGAAGAGGAAGCGGAAUUUGAAGAUGUCCUCGAAGCACGAAAUCAGGAUGGAGAGGAAGCCAGUGAAUUCGAGUCUCUGCCUAAAGCCCAGCAAACCGCGUACAGAGACUCAGAUUCAGAGUCUGGUCAGAGUGAUCCUGAAUGGGAGGGCGUAGACAUUGACACCCUGCCACAAGACAAUGAACCGAGCGGUGAUCUGGAAUUGACUCUCAAACCGAGAACAACCGCCCAACUUCAAAAAGCUACGCCUAGGCGGAAGGGCGUUUCUAAAGCAGAGAAAGUUCUCAGACUGGAGGCUCACAAGAUGCAUGUCCUAUGUCUCCUGGCCCAUCUGGACCGCCGAAAUGCGUGGUGCAAUGACGAAGAAGUCAAAAGAUCUCUCAAACCAUUGCUGGAUAAGAAAAUGUUGACUUUUCUCAAGCCUAGGUCUGACCUACCCCAGUUUGGCAGAACAGAGUCUUUGAAAAGAGGUCUUGAGCAAGUAUCAGUGAUGUGGAGGACGAAGUUUAGUAUCAUGGCACGAGGCACCCGUAGAGCACUUUGGGCUGAUGAUGAGAAAGAUGUCCAAAAUUAUCAGCUGCCUGAAGACGCUGAAACUUCGUUUGAGAAGUCCGGCUUCAGAGUUGCUGCGACGACUCUGAAGGGUUCCCGAGAUCUUGGAGCACAACUCUAUUGUGCUCUUCUUCGCAGUGCCGGGGUUGAAACCCGCCUAGUAUGCUCCCUGCAGCCAUUAUCAUUCAAUGCCGGCGGACCACCCAUGCCUCGGAGUGCCGCUCCAAUGGCAAAGCCCAUCUCAUCAGAGAACAGUGACGAGGGAGAGCCUGUCGAUAUACAAGGUCCAGACUCUCCAUUUGGUAAUACCAGUGGAUCUUCAAAACCUGGCUUGCCUCUCAACCCUCGUCGUCGACUUGGCCAUCCAAAUGCUGCAGCUUAUCUCAUGCCUGAGAUUUCCACUCCUGCACGCGUCCCCCCAAAACCAAAACGAAAAGUAAUUCACGAGUCACCGUAUCCCGUCCUUUGGGUAGAGGUCUUCGAUGAGGCUCAUCAGAAAUGGUUCCCAGUUGACCCUCUUGUCACUGAAAGCAUUGCAAAGCCUCGGGCUUUCGAACCGCCGUCGAAUGAUUGCGAGAAUAGCAUGUCAUACGUUAUUGCUUUUGAAGAAGAGGGCUGUGCUCGAGACGUUACCAAAAGAUACACCAAAGCUUACAACGCAAAGACGAUAAAAACCCGGGUUGAGUCUACUCCGGGAGGAGGAAGGUGGUGGAGGCGAACUAUGAGAAAUUAUGCUCGAGGGUGGAUGAGUGAUGCCGACCAGAUCGAGGACACUGAGCUGGCAACAGCUGAAGCGAGGGAGCCGAUGCCGAAGAAUAUUGCUGAUUUCAAGGAUCAUCCUACCUACGCAUUGGAAAGACAUCUGCGACGGAAUGAGGUCUUGGUCAGAACGCAGGCAAUCGGUAGAGUGGCAGCUGGCCGGGAUCUAGGGACCCCAGGUGGUAAGAAAAUGGAAAAUGUUUACAGGAGACGCGAUGUCAAAGUUGCUAGGAGUGCAGAUGCUUGGUACCGACUUGGGAGAGAUGUUAAGAUGGAUGAGCAGCCUGUGAAAACAGUUGCUCCAAAAGCAAGACCUGGUGAUGAAGGAAAUGCGGACGAGGAAGAUGAGCGUGCUGGCACCAACUUAUACACCGAGGAACAAACAGAACUUUAUGUGUCGCCGCCAAUAGUCAAUGGUCGAGUUCCGAAGAAUUCGUUCCGGAAUCUGGACAUCUUCGUCCCAAGCAUGGUUCCCAAAGGUGGCGUCCACAUACCUGAUGACGAAGCAUCUCGUGCAGCCCGCAUAUUGGGCAUAGAUUAUUCGGAUGCUCUUACUGGCUUCGAAUUUCGGGGUCGACAUGGCACCGCUGUUUUGAAAGGAAUAGUCGUCGCCGCUGAGUAUCGUGAAGCUGUCGAAGCAGUGAUCGACGGUUUCCACGAUGAACAGACCCGAGUAGAAGAGCAGAUGCGGUCACAUACUGCAUUGAGAAUGUGGAAACAGCUUUUGGUCAGUCUCAGAAUCAAAGAGCGAGUUGAUGGAUAUGAAGUUGAAGGCGAAGAGCCUGAUGUCGUUCCGCAGGAUGACGAUGAUAGUGGUAUGGACACUGACGAGUACGUUGAUGAUGGUGGAGGGGGCUUUCUGAUUGACUGAACUCUUUGAGGAGAAUAUCAACAGCAUUAGGAUCUCUGAGGAGAUUAUCAGCAGCGUUUAAAAUACAGUUCAGAUACGCUAAUAAUUGAGAUUCUUGCAAGAAGGGACCGGUUCCCCAAUGGAAUUGGGGUACGAAGUGGACUAGAAACACUGAGUAUACAAUACACU
Hyaloscypha bicolor E is the source of this 2822-nucleotide messenger RNA. RefSeq names its product Rad4-domain-containing protein. NCBI's taxonomy places the organism in Eukaryota, Fungi, Ascomycota, Leotiomycetes, Helotiales, Hyaloscyphaceae. Gene Ontology annotation, biological process: nucleotide-excision repair; mismatch repair. Gene Ontology annotation, molecular function: single-stranded DNA binding; damaged DNA binding. The coding region runs from base 252 to 2654 and encodes 800 amino acids. The transcript has 3 exons. Gene Ontology annotation, cellular component: nucleus; XPC complex; nucleotide-excision repair factor 2 complex. The record is from RefSeq and is a predicted model, not a curated record.